Lottia gigantea (owl limpet) is the source of this 312-nucleotide messenger RNA. RefSeq lists its product as hypothetical. The annotation marks the transcript as partial. Gene Ontology annotation, molecular function: dynein light intermediate chain binding; dynein intermediate chain binding; minus-end-directed microtubule motor activity. The transcript is spliced from 2 exons. The record is from RefSeq and is a predicted model, not a curated record. NCBI's taxonomy places the organism in Eukaryota, Metazoa, Mollusca, Gastropoda, Lottiidae. Gene Ontology annotation, cellular component: dynein complex. Gene Ontology annotation, biological process: microtubule-based movement.
UAUUUAGAUGAUUAUAACCUACAGUCAUCUAAAGAAAUGAAGCUAGUAUUUUUCUUAGAUGCUAUAGAACAUGUAGCUCGUAUUGUACGUAUGAUAGAACAAGAACGUGGUAAUGCUUUAUUAGUUGGUGUUGGUGGUACUGGUAAACAAUCCUUGACUAGAUUAGCUGCUAGUAUUUGUGGAUAUCAGUGUGUACAGAUUGAAUUAUGUAGAGGCUAUGAUUAUGCUGCUUUCCAUGAAGAUUUGAAGAAAUUAUAUUUCUUGGCCGGUGUUGAAAAUAAAAAUACAGUUUUCCUCUUUACUGAUACACAG